AUGCCCAACGAUGAAUCUAGCAAUCGAAAGGAUGACAAGAUCGGCUUCAUCCGCAUACAGGACAUUCCGUCGUUUAAUCAAAGGCACUGCAGAAUGCGCGAUCCGAAGCUCGUGGAGAAGAUCAUCAAUGAAUUCGUGUGUGGCGGACCGGAGAGAAUGCAAUUCGUAUCAGACUUUGACUUUACGAUCACCAAACAACGAACGGAGGAUAAUGAACCAGUGCUCUCAAGCUUUGGAAUUUUCAAUACGUGCAAAUCUCUGCCAUCGCACUAUAGGGAUGAGACGGACAAGCUGUUCCGCAAAUAUCGACCCAUCGAGAUUGAUCCCAAUAUGUCCACUGAGGAGAAGGUUAAGUACAUGAUUGAAUGGUGGACCAAAGUGUCCCAACACACCAAGGGGUUUAAACUCGAUCAGACCGAAAUAGAUCAGGCUGCAAGCAAAUAUAAGAGUGCAGUUCGUUACGGAACUCCUGAGCUUUUUGCAGUUCUGCUUCGCUUGGAAAUACCGGUGCUUGUGUUCUCCGCCGGACUUGGCAACUCGGUGGUCUCAGUGCUGCAGCAGGCAAACAUCAUGCAUCCCAAUGUCAAGGUCGUUUCGAACUUUCUGCAGUACCGCGAUGGUGUUCUCGAUGGUUUCCAGCAGCCAUUGAUACACAAUUUGAACAAGAACGAAACGGUUCUGAAUGGCAGCGAGUAUUAUGAACUUGUUCACACACGUGACCACAUCAUCGUCAUGGGCGAUUCUCUGGGCGAUGCUGACAUGGCUAACGGAGUUCCGGCCUCAUCGCACAUUCUCAAAAUAGGUUUUCUGUUUGAUCACGUGGAGGCAAACAUGGAAAAGUAUAUGAAUACAUUUGAUAUUGUGCUCGUGGAUGAUCAGACAAUGGACGUGCCUCGAGCUCUAAUCGAUCUCAUUGAGCAGCGUCAUCAGUUACGCCGUCCACACGCUACCAGUUUCUAGACCACAAGCAAUAAAUUUUUUAUUUAUAUAUAUAUUUAUUUUUUUAUACCAAAACUA
Drosophila innubila is the source of this 1017-nucleotide messenger RNA. Its product is annotated as 7-methylguanosine phosphate-specific 5'-nucleotidase-like. Lineage: Eukaryota; Metazoa; Arthropoda; Insecta; Diptera; Drosophilidae. Gene Ontology annotation, molecular function: magnesium ion binding; 5'-nucleotidase activity. The transcript has a single exon. The coding region runs from base 1 to 960 and encodes 319 amino acids. Gene Ontology annotation, cellular component: cytoplasm. The record is from RefSeq and is a predicted model, not a curated record.